UGGGUGGAUGGCGCCUGAAGUGGUGACAGGUCAACCAUGUGGCCCCAAAGUGGACAUAUGGUCUUUUGGAAUCAUGGGCAUCGAAAUGGUGGAACGAGAAGUUCCUUACUGGAAUGAAACUCCUGUUUCGCCUCAACUCCUGAUAGACAUACGAGGGACACCAAAGCUGCAGCAGCCCAACCGAUUCUCGCCUUGCCUGCGUGACUUCCUGAGCUGCUGCCUGCAGACAAACGAGGCACAGCGCUGGUCAGCCAAGGAGCUCCUGCAGGCAUGGGGCACCUACAAGCUCUUGGGACAACCUGUGCCGGUGUUGCACCAUGCUCUGAGUAAACAAGUUCUUCCUUAG
This is a messenger RNA of Vidua macroura (Pin-tailed whydah), 346 nucleotides long. RefSeq names its product serine/threonine-protein kinase PAK 1-like. Lineage: Eukaryota; Metazoa; Chordata; Aves; Passeriformes; Viduidae. The transcript is spliced from 3 exons. Gene Ontology annotation, molecular function: ATP binding; protein serine/threonine kinase activity. The record is from RefSeq and is a predicted model, not a curated record. Gene Ontology annotation, cellular component: cytoplasm. Bases 8 to 346 code for a protein of 112 amino acids. Gene Ontology annotation, biological process: intracellular signal transduction; regulation of MAPK cascade; regulation of axonogenesis.